Messenger RNA from Protobothrops mucrosquamatus (brown spotted pit viper), 1651 nucleotides. It is a transcript of the gene GMFB, whose product is annotated as glia maturation factor beta. Gene Ontology annotation, biological process: negative regulation of Arp2/3 complex-mediated actin nucleation; actin filament debranching. Gene Ontology annotation, molecular function: actin binding; Arp2/3 complex binding. The transcript has 7 exons. Gene Ontology annotation, cellular component: actin cortical patch. Lineage: Eukaryota; Metazoa; Chordata; Lepidosauria; Squamata; Viperidae. The record is from RefSeq and is a predicted model, not a curated record. Bases 114 to 542 code for a protein of 142 amino acids.
CUCAGGCCAUGCGCACUAAGUGCGCCUGGAACUGGAUUGGGGUUGAAGUGGGGAGGACCCAUCCGGCCUCUUAAAGGGCCAGCGCUAGGAAAGGCAGCUGCUGCAGCUACAAGAUGAGUGAAUCCCUAGUGGUUUGUGAUGUUGCUGAAGACCUGGUAGAGAAGCUGAGAAAGUUUCGUUUUCGUAAAGACACGAACAAUGCAGCCAUUAUCAUGAAAAUUGACAAAGAGAAACAGCUGGUAGUUCUGGAUGAAGAACAUGAGGGCAUAUCUCCAGAUGAACUAAAAGAUGAACUUCCAGAAAGACAACCUCGAUUCAUUGUCUAUAGCUACAAGUACCAGCAUGAUGAUGGGCGAGUCUCUUACCCCCUCUGCUUUAUCUUCUCAAGUCCAGUUGGAUGUAAGCCUGAGCAACAGAUGAUGUAUGCUGGCAGCAAAAAUAAAUUAGUUCAAACAGCAGAACUCACAAAGGUAUUUGAAAUCAGGAAUACAGAAGAUCUCACUGAGGAAUGGCUUCAGGAGAAGCUUGGCUACUUCCACUAAAAGAAGGAUUAAGCAUUCCGUGCAGUUCAAACUGGAACCAGACAUGACUCCUGCUUUCUAAACCUAAAAAGAAUGCACUGUACUUACAGUUGUUUCCUGCAAUGUUUGUAUGUAUGUACAUAUAUAUGUAUAUAUUUGUCUGUGCAAAAUUUAUACACAUGAGGGGAAGAAGCAUCUCCUGCUUAACCAAACUUUGCCCAGGAUUAUUCCUUUCCUUCUAAUUGUUUAAAAGGGAACAAUUUUCUUCCUGCAGGGAUAAUUUUUUCUUUUUGCACUUACAUGACUAAUAUUUCUAUCUGGACUAAUUAGAACUGGUAAUUGUUUACAACUCUGGGGCAGAAUCUCCAAAGGGACAUAUUGUGCACCAGCUCUUGCUUGUAUCAAUGGACUGUGUUUAUGGGUGUACUCAGUCAAGUAGUCUGGAAAUUUACAGCAGAUUUUUUCCCCUCUUGAGCUACAAGGGCAUCUUCUUUUAAUAGAAACUGGACAUUAAUAAUAACUGGACACAAUAGUAUGUGAAAAUAACACUGAAUCCAGUGGCAUAAAAACAUUUGAUUUGGGCCCAACCUAUUUUAGGAUAGAUACUUUAGUGUGAUUCCUAACGUCUCCAGAUGGGGCUUUUCUUUUCUCUUAAAAAACCCCCCAAUUACUUUGAACCUUGUAUUUCCACUUUGGGUCAAAGGUUUAACACUAUUUUUGUGUAUGUAAAGGAUAGCAUUUUUACUAAUCAAAUAGAAAGUAGAUUUAAAGCAACCUGUAAGGGCUUGGUAACAUACUGUAGUGGACUUCCAUUCCAAAAGUCUUUAUAUGUAGAUCUAUUAAUAUAAAAGUCUUGACUUUUCUGGACUUUUUAUGCAAGCACUUCUCAAUCUGUGUGCCUUUUUUAAAAAAAAAAAAAAUCUAUCAAAUGAUUGUAAGAAAGUCUUACACUGCCAGUUUUUUAAAACUAUUAAAUUUGAUACAGGUUAACUUUGUCUAAAAGAAAUCUCCCUAGCAGCGUCUGGUAGCUUAAUCUCUCUUUCCAUUAACUUCAGCUGUAGGUGCAUACACUCGGGUUUAUACUGCUAUGAUUUAAGGCAAAAUGCUUAGUCUGGCUAAAAAAGAAAAUU